UGAUCUGAGUUUACUACUAUUCGCUAGCGGAUCCCGAGGAGUCGCUUCCUCGAAAACGUCGUCGUUCUAUUUUUCCUCAAUAAUUAUAAGCAGUUGAGUACUACAUAAGCCUUUCCAAUUAGAUCGUCGUCGAACUGCACGCUCCGGAAACUAGGACGGUUUGAUUUUCCGGCUACUCGAAAGCGCGUUGCCGACAAGUUGUCAAGGCCGGAUCCCUCCAAAAAGCGAAUCUAUUAAGGUGCGGAGAGAGUCCUGGUGCAAGUGAUUUCGAGCGCGUUUAACCAGAUUUUGUCGUAGCAACAUGAAUAUGCCGCUGUUGGAUAUUCAACCACGAACAUUGAAGUUUGUAGUUGAUCUGAAGAAGCAGAGUACAUGCGUGGUGCAGCUUACCAAUACAACCCAUCAUUUUGUUGCAUUUAAGGUCAAAACUACAUCACCAAAGAAGUACUGUGUCCGUCCAAAUGUUGGCGUUGUUGCACCAAAAUCAUCCUGUGAAUUCUCUGUCAUUAUGCAAGCUUUCAAAGAACCACCUCAAGAUAUGCUUUGCAAAGACAAAUUCUUAAUCCAGAGUACUACUGUGCCUGCGGAAACAACUGAUGAAGACAUCACAGCUAGCAUGUUCUCCAAAGUGGAAGGAAAACACAUAGAGGAAAACAAACUGAGAGUCACCCUCGUGUUGCCCUCUGACUCACCUGAACUAUCUCCAAUUAAUGGGAAACUGAAGCAGGAAGCUGUAUUUGAAGAUUCCAUCCUCAAGGAUCGAUUAUAUAGUCAAUCAGAGAUCCUUGCUCCGCCACAAUAUGAGGGUGAGAUUGUUAAGGAGUCUAGGAUGGUUGGACAUGACGAGUUAAAGGCAGCAGAUGAUGCAAAGGAGUUAAAGCUACAAAAAAGGGGCAUCAUGGAUUAUAUUGAAGAUCUGAAUCCUGCUAAUGACUUAAAGGCAACUAAAGGUGGCUACGAUACAUUGAGGAUGGCAAAAGAAACUGUAAUUGAGCCAAUGAGGUCUCAUAAGGAUGCAAAUGAUGGAAAGGGGAUAAAGCCAACACAUAAUUUGGAUGCUCCCACAAAUAUGGCCAUGGAUCUUCCUGGGGAUCAAGGGUUUAUUAAUGGAGUAACUUCAGCUAACAGUGUGACUUAUCCUGAUGAACCAAAGAUACCAAGGGACGUCGAGCUGCAGAAAACAGAUGCUCAGAAUAUCAAAGCAUUGGAUGAAUAUAAGCUGGUUAAAGACAUCGAGGAGAUGAAGCUGAAAGUCAAUGCUCUUGAAUCCAAGCUAAAACAGGCUGAUUCAACCAUUUCGAAGCUAAUGGAGGAGCGGUCUAUAAGCUCCCAACAUAGACAAAGCUUGCAACAAGAGCUGGCGGAACUGAGGACGAAGAAGAUAGUGAAAGAAGUGCACAUAGGGUUCCCUCUGCUGUUUGUCUGCGUGGUGGCAUUCAUCAGCAUUGUGAUCGGGUAUUGUCUGCGGACUUGACUUGACUGCUCGGUCUCGCUCUCACUCUUGGUCACCACAUAUCUUUUACAUCUCUUAGCAAAAGUGUGCAGUCGGAAUAUAUAGACAAGGAAAGGAAAUUAAGGGUUUGUCUCGUUUGUGUGGGGGAGAAUGAUAUGAUAUAAUGUGAUUCUCCGGCACUUUUAAGAUGGAUGAUAUAGACUGUAUAGCGUUGGUAGUUAAGACAAGGACAUAUGGUAUUGAUGAUAUGCUUUGUUUCUCUGCUCUUUCAUUAAUUUGAAAGCAGUUUGUUGGA
Eutrema salsugineum is the source of this 1748-nucleotide messenger RNA. Its product is annotated as vesicle-associated protein 2-2. NCBI's taxonomy places the organism in Eukaryota, Viridiplantae, Streptophyta, Magnoliopsida, Brassicales, Brassicaceae. The transcript is spliced from 9 exons. The record is from RefSeq and is a predicted model, not a curated record. Bases 302 to 1474 code for a protein of 390 amino acids. Gene Ontology annotation, cellular component: plasma membrane; endoplasmic reticulum membrane. Gene Ontology annotation, biological process: endoplasmic reticulum membrane organization.